AAAUUAAAAACUUAGGUGACUUAGGUUAAAAACUAAAAUAUUUUAAAAAGUUGGAAUUUUCAAUUUAUUAUUUUUUAUUAAGAACAAUUAGGAUUUUAUAAGUUUUGUUAUAUAGUUUGCUUUGUCAUAAUAUAUAGUAAAUCAUGAUUAAAGCUAUUUUAGUAUUUAAUAAUCAUGGAAAACCUAGAUUAUCUAAAUUCUACCAGUAUUUUCCUGAAGAUAUGCAACAACAGAUAAUUAAAGAAACAUUUCAACUGGUGUCAAAAAGGGAUGAUAAUGUCUGUAAUUUUUUAGAAGGUGGAAGUUUAAUUGGUGGCAGUGACUACAAAUUAAUUUACAGACAUUAUGCCACCCUGUAUUUUGUUUUUUGUGUUGAUUCUUCAGAAAGUGAGUUAGGAAUUUUGGAUUUAAUCCAGGUCUUCGUUGAAACUUUAGACAAAUGUUUUGAGAAUGUAUGCGAAUUAGAUUUAAUUUUCCAUGUAGAUAAAGUACAUUUUAUAUUAAAUGAGUUGGUUAUGGGUGGAAUGGUGUUGGAAACCAACAUGACAGAAAUAUUAACUAGGAUAGAAGAUCAAAAUAAAUUAGAAAAACAAGAGGCUGGAAUAUCAGCUGCCCCAGCACGGGCAGUUUCAGCAGUUAAAAAUAUGAACAUUCCUCAACAGAUCAAAGACAUCAAGCUUCCAGAUUUGCCCCAAGCCAUAAAGGACCUUAAGUUCUGACCACAAUUAGGGAACCAGUUUCAAAACCUAGAUAUAGCUUCAGAUCACAAUUCACCAGAUGCUAGGUUCCUGUUAGAAGAUCCAUCAUCACCUAGGUAUACAUAAUGAUCAUACUGCACAUAUUUUUAUGCAAUUUAGCUAUAUAAGAUUAUAUUUAUAGAAUAGGUCAUUUUAUUAGACUAUGUAUAACUUUGAUGCAGUACCUAUAAUAAAUAUAUUUUUUAUUAUUUUGUAUUAUUAGUUUAUUAUCUUUAAUGUUAAUAAAUUUAAUUAAAUUCUUAAGGUAAAUAAAACUUAUUUGGCAUACCAAGUUAAGAGAAAUAUAACAAAUUAAAUAUUAUUUAAGUACAGGAAACAUUUUAUUAUUUUAAUUACAAAACAGAUGUUUUCCCGCUUGAGUUAUUUAUGUUCUUAUAUAUAUAAUGACAUUUCGCCUAACGUGGUAGGCAUUUUCAAUACAUAUUUAUUCUAAAAAAUCAUAUUUGCUUUUAAUGUUGUUUCUACAAAUUCUAUUCGCUAUUACUAAUA
Messenger RNA from Sitophilus oryzae (rice weevil), 1247 nucleotides. It is a transcript of the gene or, whose product is annotated as AP-3 complex subunit sigma-2. Lineage: Eukaryota; Metazoa; Arthropoda; Insecta; Coleoptera; Curculionidae. The transcript has 4 exons. Gene Ontology annotation, cellular component: AP-3 adaptor complex; membrane coat; intracellular membrane-bounded organelle. Bases 144 to 719 code for a protein of 191 amino acids. Gene Ontology annotation, biological process: intracellular protein transport; Golgi to vacuole transport. The record is from RefSeq and is a predicted model, not a curated record.